Molecule: messenger RNA, 675 nt
Organism: Lottia gigantea (owl limpet)
Lineage: Eukaryota; Metazoa; Mollusca; Gastropoda; Lottiidae
Exons: 2
Coding region: 1-675 (224 amino acids)
Source: RefSeq, a predicted model, not a curated record
AUGUUAAAACCCGUUCCUUUUUUGAACUAUAAAGCUGAAACAACUGAGCUGUUAAUACAUACUGGCCAAAAGGAUGAGGUAAAAGUUGAUUCAAUAUUCUUCAGACAAAUCUCACGUAUGUCUAAUAAAUUUAACGCUCGCAAAGUUCUUCAGUUUAUCAAUGGUACAAAAAAUGUAGAAACUAAAGAAUUAGAAAUUAACGAUGAAAACAGCAAGCCUCGUCACUUAUAUGAAAUUAAAACAAGUGGAAAAUAUAUAGAUAGGUUUAGAAUGUUAAUCAUACCAGAUAAUGAAGAAGACGAACUUUCAUUGAGUAAUUUUGAUAUGUUAUUGGAAACUGAAACUCCACCAUCAGCAAGUAUUAUUAGAAAUCCAGAACCACAAAAAGAAAUAAUCAAUUAUCAGUUUUUACGAGCAACAGACUUUGAAUACGUAAAACUAUAUUUUGUUGAUAAUGAUAUAUUUACCUCACUCGAUAUUCAUAAAAGUCAACAACAACAAAAUUUUUUGAUACCAAUAAAAAGAGAUGAUGCAUCUGUUGAUAUGAUUUUAAAUAUUAGUAAACCAAAAUUUUCAGUUCAUCUGAAUAAGGUUAAUGAUUUGAAAGAACAAAUAUUCUUAGUAAAUAUGCGAAUUUUUAGUAAAGUAGCUUUAUCAGAAAUUCAUUUAAUUUAA